This is a messenger RNA of Mus pahari (shrew mouse), 3390 nucleotides long. RefSeq names its product regulator of G protein signaling 9 binding protein (gene Rgs9bp). Gene Ontology annotation, biological process: G protein-coupled receptor signaling pathway; detection of light stimulus involved in visual perception. The transcript has a single exon. NCBI's taxonomy places the organism in Eukaryota, Metazoa, Chordata, Mammalia, Rodentia, Muridae. Gene Ontology annotation, cellular component: photoreceptor outer segment; neuron projection. The record is from RefSeq and is a predicted model, not a curated record. The coding region runs from base 361 to 1074 and encodes 237 amino acids.
CUUGGCCGGGGCUAAGGCGCGCGGCUCAGCUUGGAGACUUGGGGUCGAUCAAGGAUGGGGUCUGCACUCUGGGCUUCUCAGGGAGCCGCCGUGAAAAAGAAAGUUGUGCAAAGGCACUACCCGUAACCCGGAGCGCGUCUGGGGAAAAUGGAGGAGCGGAUGGGGAACAGCUAACCAGACUACCCCAGCCAGUGGGGACGACGGAGGCGCACGUCGAGGAUCUCUGGAGAGCUCCGUUGAGAACGACGGCGAGAACAUGAGGAGCAUUCAGUCCGCCCCGCUCAAGGCUGGCAUCAGGGCUGGAGGCGACCUACGACGUUGAAGGGUGCAAGUGGGGUACCACCGCCGGAGGGCAGCGCCAUGGCCAGAGAGGAAUGCAAGGCGCUGCUAGACGCGCUCAACAAGACCACAGCGUGCUACCAUCACUUAGUGCUUACUGUGGGCGGCUCCGCGGACACUCAGGACCUACGCGAAGAGCUGCAGAAGACCCGCCAGAAGGCGCGGGAGCUGGCCAUGACGACCGGCGCCCGGUUGACCGUCGCGCUCCGGGACCGGAGCUUAGCUACCGAGGAGCGCGCGGAGUUUGAGCGGCUCUGGGUGGCCUUUUCAGGCUGCCUGGACCUGCUCGAAGCCGACAUGCAGCGCGCACUAGCGCUGGGAGCCGCCUUCCCGCUGCACGCGCCGCGCCGGCCACUUGUUCGCACUGGGGUAGCCGGCGGCUCCUCUGCUAUAGCCGCACGCGCCCUGAGUACCCGCAGCCUGCGGCACGAAGCCGAGAGCGACUUCGAUGUCGCCGAUCUGCCCCAGUUGGAGCGCGAAGUCCUUCAGGUGGGCGAGAUGAUCGACGACAUGGAAAUGAAAGUCAACGUGCCCCGCUGGACUGUACAGGCGCGACAGGCGGCAGGCGCCGAACUCCUGUCGGGUGCCAGUGCUGGCGCGUCCUCCGCCGGUGGCAUUUCGGUAGAGGAGCGCGCGGGACCCUGCGACCCCAGCAAGGCCCUGGCUGCCACCGUUUUCAGCGCCGUGCUGUUGGUGGCUGUGGCCCUCGCCUUAUGUGUGGCAAAGCUGAGCUGACUGAUAUCCAACGGUCGUUCGCUGCCCCUUUUCUUUCCACGGCAUGGGCUUGGGGUUUGAACCGUUAAGGAGAGAGGUAGUGAGCCCGGAUGUGUACGUAUGAACAUGAUCCUUUAAAAACCCACCUCUGCCUAGGCAAAACACGUUUUGUUUUUUAACAUGCUGGCCCAAGAGGAGUUAACAGCACAGGGCAGUCAGGCCAUUACCUCUAAUGUCUGUAGGAGCUUUACCUCCUAUUAAUAGAAAUCGGUCCACAGUGACCCCAGAUCCCUUCGAGUUUGAUGGGUUAAGACGUAUGUCCCAAGUUUGGUGCCCUCACGCUGGUUGGUAGCACUCAUUCUGUUUUAGACGAGACAGUUUGGUAAAGGUGUGGGGUUGUAUCAAGCAUGGUGGUGGUGGGGCAUUUUGUUCCCUAGACAAGAAACCAAUUUCAGUAAGAUGCGCGUGGGUUUUGUUACCUUAAUCCUUUGGGGCCUAGGCUUUGGAAGAGCGUACUGAUAGAAGUUCGUGCAAAGUGCUUUCUCUGUGAUACACUACUGCACUUGGCCGAGUCACCAAGAGCUGCAGCUAUGAGAGGUUUUGUGUCGUGACCCCAUUUAGGGUCACAGCCAAGAAGGUUGUUUCAAUUCGACGUGGUGUAUCCUCUGCACACUUGCUUCAAGAGAAGACCGCUCCGUACUCAUCAUCCCAGGAUGGGGGAGGAACAGGGUGGUGCCUCUUUGGGAAGGGCCCGCGGCUAUGUAAACAGGCACGUUCUCCUUCUCUCCGGCUUACUUUAUCCCAGAAUUAGACCACAGUGUUUGACCCUCCUUUGAGGGAGGGCUGGGGAAUCCUCUUUGAAGCUCUUAAUCCUAUCUAUCCCUGGAAUUUACUCGAUAGCCAAUAGGAACGCUAGUUUUCUAGAGAGCUGCCCAACUGUCUGACCCCAUGUUACAGGGAAGGGCGAUGCUGGUAUCACUAGUAACCUGGGGUUGUGAGCCUGGCAGCUGAGUUCAAAAUGUAUCAGCUUUAAUUUGGAAUUUAAAGAGCUCUAAACACUCGCGCACGCACACACACACACACACACACACACACACACACACUUUCUGAAAGAAUGUAAGCAUGUUAGUACCAAAGUUGGGUUGCUUGUUUGAUUGGUAAAAAAGGAAACUGGGCCACAAGCUCAUAGAUGCCAAGUGAGUCAAGCUUAGAGAACUUGUACAUUGUAUCUAUAGUCUACUAAAUAUGAAUCUGUAUCUGCUUUUUUCCAAAACCCUGGGGACCAGCGAGAUGGCUUAAGAGACAGAAGUAUGUAUUGUAUCUGGACAUAGUGGUGCACACUUUUAAUUCUUGGAGGUAAAUGCAGGAGGAUCUCUGAGUUGGAGGGCAGCCUGGUCUGCAUAAUGAUAUCCAGGACAGCCAGGGCUACACACACACACACACACACACACACACACAGAGGUAUUGCACUUGCAGAGCAUGCACGUUCUGUUCCCAGCACCCACCCACUGCCAGCAGUUCACAACUGCCCGUAACUCCAGCUCUAGGAGAGGUCUAGCGCCCUCUUCUGGACUCCUCAGGUACUUGUCCUCAUGGAUGCACACUAACCACACAUACACAUAACCAAAACUAAAAAUUUUAAAUCUAUAUUCCUGAAUAGAGACUGAAUUUUAAGAUCAACGCUCAAACUGACAGAAUCCUCCACAAAAAAAGGCAGAAGUGGCCCCUGCUUUCCACCGGUAAAGGAUGAGACGGGAGAAAUGCUCUCUGCCUUCCUGGCGGGGCUCUUUCAGAGUCCUGGGGAAGUGGUGCUGAGAAAGUGGAUGCAUUUAAUUUUCAAAUGGUCGGUGGGACGAAGACAAAGAUUUGCUUGGCUAGAAAUGGGAUUUCUUUUAAACCUCUGAAAGUGAGAAAGAGGGGGUGUUAUCGCCACUCUUUCCAUCCCUUAGCCAUUCUUUGGAUAUUUAAUUAGCUGGGUCAUCAGAUGUCCACCUGUCUGUGAUGGUUCUUAGAUGACUGCAAUUCAUUGCAACGUUGCAAAAGGCUGACUUAAAGUAAACAUUGCUCUAGUAGACCUGUGAACCCAGGAAACUCACUGAGAUUGAAAAUGUUAAACAUGAGGUGAAUUCCUUAUGUUUAGACAGUUAUGAUGCUGUCUAAGAAAGCUGCUACAGGACAUAGGCAAAGUCGCCUCUUGCCUUGUAAAACUGGCUAUCUUCUAAUACGUCUACUUGUAUUGGUGAGCUAGCUUGCGGAUAGAAUCCUGGUCUAUUCAUACUUGGCUAUUGAGGUAAUUCAUCUUCUAUAGACUUUUGGUAUGACCUCAUACUUGGUACA